This is a messenger RNA of Penicillium maclennaniae, 2172 nucleotides long. Its product is annotated as T6SS phospholipase effector Tle1-like catalytic domain-containing protein. Bases 1 to 2172 code for a protein of 723 amino acids. The transcript has 2 exons. Lineage: Eukaryota; Fungi; Ascomycota; Eurotiomycetes; Eurotiales; Aspergillaceae. The record is from RefSeq and is a predicted model, not a curated record.
AUGGUAGAAAUGGACCCCUAUUGUGUGACUCUUGGAGGGGAGCAUCUUCACAGCGAAGAUCAUGACUUGCGCAUGAGACAAAAGAAAGACAUUGGUCGCUCCUGGGCGCCCAAGCGUAUUGUCAUCUGCUGCGACGGGACCUGGCAGUCCUCCGUCUCGGGCAAGAAGAACGUGCCAUCCAACAUCACUCGGCUCUGUCGCGCGCUGAAUCGCGUAGGAACUGACGCAGAUGGUAGAGUAUGGCAGCAAGUGGUCUGGUACGACUCCGGCAUUGGGACGACCGCCCUCGCACUAGGAGAUGCCGUCGAAGGAGCAUUUGGCGAGGGUCUCGAAGGCAAUGUCAUUGAGGCAUACAACUUCUGCGUACUCAACUAUAACCCCGGAGAUAAAAUCAUGUGUUUUGGAUUUUCCCGUGGUGCCUUCACUGCGCGCACUAUCGCUGGUCUAAUCUCGGAUAUCGGUAUUUGCGAUCAAAGCAACCUGAACAAAUUCCCCGAUCUGUGGAAAGUAUACAAGCAGCACGGUAAAGAUCAUCCUGGACAGCGGUUCCAUCGCAGUGAUGCUUGGUACGAAUGGAUGUGGGGGAAGCUCGAUGAAAACCAAGGUGCUGGAGGCCCAGACGAGACGGAGCUUCGUUGGACUCAGAAGGCAGAGGGUGAAUGGUCUCCAGAUGAGACGAAAGAAGUCGAAGUAGUUGGUGUCUACGACACCGUUGGUGCCUUGGGAAUGCCUGAAGUCUUUGGGAUCAAAUUUCCUCAGAAGUUUCUGUUUUGGAAAGAUCAACCUUACUGGCAAAACACAGAGCUCUGCGCCAACAUUAAACACGCCUACCAUGCUCUUGCUCUUGACGAGUCCCGCAGGGCAUUUAGCCCGACUCUAUUCUACAUCCCAACCCAGCAAGUUUCCAAGGGCGACUUGAAGGAGAAGAUCGACGCCGAGGAAAAGGCUAAGAAAGCUUUCAAAGACAAGCGGGAUGAAGCACAAUCUCUCAAAGCGAACAAUGCCGCCAAUGAGCUCGUUAACCAGGCUUGCCGCGAGGCCAAUGAGCUCGCCAAGAUAUGGAACAGAACACAACGAAAGCGUGUGAAGUAUCAGAACCGGCUGGAACAGCACCCUGAGCUAAAGCAAGUGUGGUUCCCUGGCUACCACGUCAAUGUCGGCGGAGGCUCGAGUGAUACCCUUCACAACAAAGGCGACAUGGAAGAGAUGUCCAACAUCGCAUUUUCUUGGAUGCUUGACCAGAUCCGACCCCACCUUUCCAUCAACGAGGAAGCUAUCAUGAAGGAUUACGCUGAUCGUGAGGAACUUAUCGCCCAAUACAACAAGGAUCUUCGAGAGUGGCAACGACAGCAAAUAGCUCGCAAGAAUGAGUCCUGGGGCGCAUGGGGCUCGCGCAUUGCAGUCGCAACUGCUUCGAACAUCAUCCAUCCAUUCACUCCCAGCACUGAUCUGCCCAAGCCUGCUUUUGACAAACUUCGUGUUUACCGGUGGGGCCUUGGGGAGAUGUUAGACAGCUACACCCCGAUGUACUGGGCUAAUGGGCAGACUAAGCGUACGCCUGGCAGGGGAGUCGAGGCUGAGAAGAACGGGAAGACUGUCAUUUGUGGCGACACCCAUGAGUUCAUCCACCCCGUCGUACACUACCGAAGGGAGCAUUUCAAGGCGAUGAAUCCCGGUAGCCCGGAAGUCCAACUUUACCAUCCCAUUGGCAAGGAGUUUGACUCCAACUAUCUCCGUCGCUCCACUAUCGACAAACAUGGAACCCCAGCAUUCGAAUAUAGAAUUGGAAGCUCGCCAAAUUUUAUUGAAGAGUGGAAAAUGGGUGGAGCAGACUCUUAUGAACGAUUGGCGAUCAAGGAAACCGCAGCAUAUGCUCACGUCGACGAGCUUGAGAAGUAUUAUAAUUCUGGCUUUGAGGGGAUUCGCCGUCCUGUCUUAAAACUCCCGAAGGAAACGACUGAUCCUGAAUCCUCUGAUCUGGAAGGGGUUCUAGGGUGUGGUUUUGGUUCUUUCGUGGCUGUGAAGCCCAGCCGCCCCAUGAGUAUGUGUAGAGACGAGAGCCAUACUUUAUGCACCAAGCAGGACGAAGUCCAUGUUCAGACUCAGGAGAUUCAGGUUGAGAGCCGAUUCAAAACAUCUGAAUCUCAAAUUCAACGAGAUCUUCAUCUUUGA